AUGGGCGGAGAGGUGCGCGUGCUGCUCCUGCUGGGCCUGCUGCACUGGGUUGGGGGCAGCGAGGGCAGAAAGACCUGGCGGCGCCGUGGCCAGCAGCCUCCCCAGCCGCCGCCCCCGCCGCCGCCCCCGCAGCGGGCUGAGGUGGCGCCGGGCGCCGGGCAGCCGGUGGAGAGCUUCCCGCUGGACUUCACGGCCGUGGAGGGCAACAUGGACAGCUUUAUGGCGCAAGUCAAGAGCCUGGCACAGUCCCUGUACCCCUGCUCUGCGCAGCAGCUCAACGAGGACCUGCGCCUUCACCUCCUACUGAACACGUCGGUGACCUGCAAUGACGGCAGCCCCGCCGGCUACUACUUGAAGGAGUCCAAGGGCAGCCGGCGGUGGUUACUCUUUCUGGAAGGCGGCUGGUAUUGCUUCAGCCGAGAGAACUGCGACUCCAGAUACAGCACCAUGCGGCGUCUCAUGAGCUCCAAAGAUUGGCCACACACGCGCACAGGUACUGGGAUUCUAUCCUCCCAGCCAGAGGAGAACCCUCACUGGUGGAAUGCCAAUAUGGUCUUCAUCCCCUACUGCUCCAGUGACGUUUGGAGUGGGGCUUCACCCAAGUCUGAGAAGAAUGAGUAUGCCUUCAUGGGUUCCCUCAUCAUCCAGGAGGUGGUGCGGGAGCUCCUGGGCAAAGGGCUGAGUGGGGCUAAGGUGCUGCUGUUGGCUGGGAGCAGCGCUGGGGGCACCGGGGUGCUGUUGAAUGUAGACCGAGUGGCUGAGCUGCUGGAGGAGUUGGGCUACCCGUCCAUCCAGGUGCGGGGCCUGGCUGACUCAGGCUGGUUCCUGGACAACAAACAGUAUCGCCGAUCGGACUGCAUUGAUACUAUCAACUGUGCACCCACAGAGGCCAUCCGCCGUGGCAUCAGGUACUGGAAUGGGAUGGUACCAGAGCGCUGUCAGCGCCAGUUCAAGGAAGGCGAGGAAUGGAAUUGCUUCUUCGGCUACAAAGUAUACCCGACUCUGCGCUGUCCAGUGUUCGUGGUACAGUGGCUUUUUGAUGAGGCCCAGCUGACCGUGGAUAAUGUGCAUCUCACUGGGCAGCCGGUUCAGGAGGGCCAGUGGCUAUACAUCCAGAAUCUGGGCCGAGAACUGCGUGGCACACUUAAGGAUGUACAGGCCAGCUUUGCCCCCGCCUGCCUCUCACAUGAGAUCAUCAUUCGGAGCUAUUGGACGGAUGUCCAGGUGAAGGGGACCUCAUUGCCCCGGGCACUGCACUGCUGGGACCGAAGCUUCCAUGACAGCCAUAAGGCCAGCAGAACCCCCGUGAAGGGCUGCCCUCUCCACCUGGUGGACAGUUGCCCCUGGCCCCACUGCAAUCCCUCAUGCCCUACCAUCAGGGACCAGUUUACAGGGCAAGAGAUGAACGUGGCCCAGUUCCUUAUGCACAUGGGCUUCGAUGUGCAGACGGUGGCCCAGCAGCAGGGGAUGGAGCCCAGCAAGCUGCUAGGGAUGUUGAGUAGUGGAAACUAGACUGUCUGGAGGAGGAGGAGUACGGGGGCUGUCCCAGGGUAACUCACCUCUACUUCCAGGCCCUCUGCUACGCCCAGGACCCACCUGGGUGUGGAUGUCUGACUGCCUGUAUUCUCCCACUGCCUUCAGGAGGCCUGGCCAGAGGAGAGGUCUUCUCUGAGCCCUGCCACAACUUGGGGACCCUUUCCACCCCACGUCUAUUUCCCUAGCCCCCAGCCCACUUUGGGGAGGGAGCCAGGGCGAAGCAAGCACUGGAUUCCUGAGCCCAUCAGCUCAGACAGUCCCUCCUACCCCCCAACUGAUCAUGCUCUUUUGUAUUAUUUUAUAAAAUGACUUUUUUAUUGCUUUAAUUUUUUAAAAAAUGGAA
This is a messenger RNA of Peromyscus eremicus (cactus mouse), 1879 nucleotides long. It is a transcript of the gene Notum, whose product is annotated as notum, palmitoleoyl-protein carboxylesterase. NCBI's taxonomy places the organism in Eukaryota, Metazoa, Chordata, Mammalia, Rodentia, Cricetidae. The transcript is spliced from 11 exons. Gene Ontology annotation, molecular function: hydrolase activity. Bases 1 to 1512 code for a protein of 503 amino acids. The record is from RefSeq and is a predicted model, not a curated record.